AUGGACUGCUCAGUGAACGUUAAUCGCAUAGGCACAAGCGUCAUUAAUAACUACACAUGGCUCAUUCGUCAGUUUAGCUGUAUAGAGAAACUCGCGCCUAAACCACAAUGCCUGCAUAGUCCACAGUGGACCUGCAAUGCGUGUGUAGUCGACGAUAAUGGGGUUUCAUAUAUUCCAGUAAGCUGGCGCGUAAAAUUGCAUCCCAAUGGCAACGCAGAAAGUGUUGCUAACAAUAUCAGUUGUUAUCUCGAAACGAUUUUCCCCGGCGAUGCUCAAACUUCGGCUCGGGUGAACGUCAACUUUUACAUCGGGUUUUACGUACCGGUACAACAAGGCGAGAGAAGAACGAUCAGACUAGUAAAAAGGCGGAGUGAGCGACAUGAUUUUCUAAAAGUAAAGCCCGCAUGGGGAUGGCCAAACUUUUGUUCAAAGACUUUACUCACCGCGGAUCCAUCUAAUGGAAAUAACAACGUCGAAGAUGCCGAAGCAUUAUUGCCUCCUAAACUCCAAUAUAGCGUCGAAGACGACACAUUGAUCGUACAUGUUGUCAUAAUUACGCCAAAUCCUGGAGACGAUAUUGAUGAUCUUGAAAAUCAAUUUGCGGCGAUAAAGAUACGCUCCGGUGUCGUACCAUAUGCCCAGACUUUGAACAAUUCGACAUUCAGUGACAUUAAAUUUUCCGUGGAGGGACGUACAAUACACGCACAUCAGGUUAUUCUAGCCGAGAGAUCACAUUACUUUAAAACACUGAUCAAAAAUGAUUGGAAACAAGAAAUCAAAGAAGGCAAACCAGUUACUAUUGAAGACGUCGAUUAUGAUACUUUUCAUUCUAUACUCUAUUAUCUAUACGCGGGCAGACUUGUUGAUAUUACAGGCGAGACUCAAAUUGAAAAAGUAAUCAAAUUGCAGAAACUGUUCAAAGAUGCCGAUUUACGAAAAACACUCGAAAUUGAUGCAAUGCACGAGUUGAUCGAAAUGAUCUUUGCUCAGCUGGCAUCCUUAAUUGAUAUGGACACUUGGGACAUGCUAUUACGGUUUUCGUGGGAUAGAGAUAUAAUACAAUUGAGGAGGGCUGUCUAUAGAUUUGCACGGAGGAAUUGGAAUAUUGUUCGGGAAUCGGAGGCGUUCAAAGACAUUUUACGUGAUGCCAACGUGGAUUUAAUUGAAGAGUUUAUUUCGCAGAUUAAACCAGAGUGA
This is a messenger RNA of Paraglomus occultum, 1197 nucleotides long. The record is from the annotation of a GenBank genome assembly. NCBI's taxonomy places the organism in Eukaryota, Fungi, Glomeromycota, Glomeromycetes, Paraglomerales, Paraglomeraceae.